AUGACUAAAGCCCCCGAGGUGACAAGCGUCAUGGAUCUAGACGAUGUUGAGACCAGCAACCCCGACUGGAAGUUGCAACUUGACAUUGCCCACUUCGAGCUCCUUGUCCCUGACGAUACCCGCUAUGGUGUCAAGCCUGGAAGAUCCUUGGAAGACAAGCAGGCUGACAGAGUGGAAGGCAAGAUCCUUUCGGAGCGCAAAAGAAUCGAGAGUCGACUAGGUCCACGCACACAAGCAGAGCAGCGCAUCAUCGACACGGCGGAACUCAUCAUCAUUCGUCGACAAGACAUUCACCUUGCCCAGCGCCGGGAGCGACGUCUCGAGAACCCCUCCAAGUACUAUGUCCUGAGCGAGUAUCCCGACAACAACCCUCUGAAGCGCCCUGUCUGGCGAGGCCUCUAUGAUACGAAACUGAGGCCCGUCAAAUACUACAUGGGCCACAAGCCAGGCGACUUCAUAUUUCGAUAUUACCAUUUGCCCUGCCUGCCGCUCCGUGACCCACGGAGAUGGGUCUAUGAAGGUCAGGUACCGCACAUGCUGUACGAGUACAAGGCCAGAAUGUUCAGAAAAUACUCCCGGAUAUCCUCGAGGCGCUGCUCAGUGCCAUGA
This is a messenger RNA of Verticillium alfalfae VaMs.102, 609 nucleotides long. RefSeq lists its product with no specific name. NCBI's taxonomy places the organism in Eukaryota, Fungi, Ascomycota, Sordariomycetes, Glomerellales, Plectosphaerellaceae. The record is from RefSeq and is a predicted model, not a curated record. The transcript has a single exon. Bases 1 to 609 code for a protein of 202 amino acids.